CCCUAGCGUGACGCCAAGCAGCCACAUCAAAGGAAAACAAGAAGCCCAAACAAUGUGACAAUAUGGAGGAGAAAUGGAUGUCAGAAGCUCUGAAAAUGGCAGAGGUUGCUGUAGAGUCUCGCGAAGUCCCUGUAGGCUGUGUUAUAGUGAACAACCAAGAGCAAAAGAUACUGGCCCGAGGCUGCAAUGAAGUUAACGCUACUCUUAACGCAACGAGACACGCUGAAAUGAUAGCCAUAGACAAACUGAUGGAACUAUGCAGGAGCAAUGGCGGAACAAAGCUAGAGGAACUGACUCCUAAAUGCACUUUAUACGUGACAGUAGAACCUUGCAUAAUGUGUACCUACGGACUAAGACUAGUCAAGCUAACAAGAGUGUUCUUUGGCUGCCAUAAUGAGAGGUUUGGAGGGUGUGGCUCAAUGAUGAAUGCUCAUGAUAUGGAGCUAGGAGGACCAGCUGGAGUACCAGCCCUACUCCCGCCAUUACUAGUGACCAGUGGUAUUAUGAAGGAGAUAGCAAUCGAACUCCUGCAGGAAUUUUAUAAAGGAGAGAAUCCGAACGCACCAGAAGAAAAAAUGAAGCGAAAGAGACGACAUGAAAAUUAACAUUUUAACGAAAUAUUAAUUAAUGAAGAAAAUUAUAACAAAUUCUUACAAAAAAGUAUCAUCAUGAAUGAUUACAUCAA
This is a messenger RNA of Amphimedon queenslandica, 685 nucleotides long. RefSeq names its product tRNA-specific adenosine deaminase 2-like. Gene Ontology annotation, molecular function: tRNA-specific adenosine-34 deaminase activity. The coding region runs from base 63 to 605 and encodes 180 amino acids. Lineage: Eukaryota; Metazoa; Porifera; Demospongiae; Haplosclerida; Niphatidae. The transcript has a single exon. Gene Ontology annotation, biological process: tRNA wobble adenosine to inosine editing. The record is from RefSeq and is a predicted model, not a curated record.